AUAAAAAGCCCUAGCUACCUAAGUGAACAGAGGACGUGCAGCGGACAUUCAGGGUGUCUCUCUGGGGCCAAGGAAGGAGUGCGACCCUGAGAAUCAUGCCAAGGUUUGCCCCUUUCCUGCGGCUGCUCCAAGCACCUGUGAAGUACACAGUGGUUCCUAAAGCCCAUGUCUCUGCUAAGCCAGCCAAAACUCCCACUUCCGCCAUGGAGCAGGCUGUGGGGAUCUCCGCCACAUUUGUUAGCUUCCUGGUUCCAGCAGGAUGGGUCUUAUCCCACUUGGAGAGCUAUAAAAAAAGCUCCACAGCAUGAAGUGGCACAUCCCUGAGAGAUUACAUUAAACGCUUUCAUCCACCUA
This is a messenger RNA of Mastomys coucha (southern multimammate mouse), 354 nucleotides long. RefSeq names its product cytochrome c oxidase subunit 8B, mitochondrial-like. The transcript has 2 exons. Gene Ontology annotation, biological process: mitochondrial electron transport, cytochrome c to oxygen. Bases 96 to 308 code for a protein of 70 amino acids. The record is from RefSeq and is a predicted model, not a curated record. Lineage: Eukaryota; Metazoa; Chordata; Mammalia; Rodentia; Muridae. Gene Ontology annotation, cellular component: mitochondrion.